Messenger RNA from Pristis pectinata (smalltooth sawfish), 8312 nucleotides. It is a transcript of the gene phf3, whose product is annotated as PHD finger protein 3. The record is from RefSeq and is a predicted model, not a curated record. Gene Ontology annotation, biological process: DNA-templated transcription. Gene Ontology annotation, cellular component: nucleus. Bases 411 to 7502 code for a protein of 2363 amino acids. The transcript is spliced from 17 exons. Lineage: Eukaryota; Metazoa; Chordata; Chondrichthyes; Rhinopristiformes; Pristidae.
GGCGCCCACGUGACGUGCCCAGGGCCCGGACGGUCCGCCCCUCCCCCUCGCUCCCCGGGUCUCUCUCUCUCUACAUGGCGGCGUCAGCUCGGGGUGGCCUCGGGCAGAAGAGCGGCGAGGAGAGAGCGGCGCUCCGCCUCCGUGCUCGGCGACAGGUCGCCGGGGGUCCUUGAGCGCGGACUUGUGUGUGUGGGGAAGGGGGAGGGAAAAAAAACCGAAUCGGAGCCUGCGAUCAGAAAAGAUAACUGAAUUCAACCAAUGUUGAACCUGCACGCAAAACUGAAUUCAGCCAAUGUUGAAUCUACAAGACAAAGCUGUUGAGGUCAGGAUAACUGAAUUCAACCAGUGUUGAACCAACAAGGCAAAGCUAUUGAGGUCAGGAUAACAGAGGAGUCCGAGUGGAUGUCUUCAUGGAUAUUGUUGAUAUAUUUAACCCUUUGAUAUCCACCGACCACUUGGAUGACAUUCUGAUUUUAGAGUCAAACUUAGAAAGUGAAGUUUGUGAUGAUUGUGGCACAGAACCAGACACCCUGGGAGGUUCUUUAAGAAACAUGCUGAGUGACAAAGAUCCUAUGCUAGGAUCUGCUAGUGCACAGUUCAGCCUGCCCUUUUCAGAUACUGAAGAUGGCAACUUUCAGCUAACUUGCUCAACAGAUGCUGAACUUGAGCUCACUGAGGCUGAUAUGAAGGAAAGUGCCUCAGAUACCAUGGAGGAAGAGGAUUUAUCAGAACUUUCCAACAAGAAAACGAAGGGUAAAUCGCCAAAAACUACUGUGCAGUCACCUCGAAAGUCUCCACGUUUGUUGGCUCAAGAACCAGUUCGAAGUCUGCGCAACAGUACCUUAGCUAAAAGGCUCAGUCCAGCAAAUUUAAUCCUUACGAAAAGGAAGGAACAAGUAAAGUUUAUCUCUAUUGGAACAGGGUCACCAAAACUGCCAGAUAGACAUGAGAAACAAAGUCAACAAAAAACUGGAGGAAAGGGUAAAUCACAGCAGCAACAUGUGUCAGAAAAUGUACAGAGCAAUGCAGAAACUGUUCAUGAGGCUGCACAGUCCGAUCCUGUAGAUUCAAGGAGCUCAGAACUCAGUUCAGUAGAAAAGAGCAACAUACUGGAAAGUACACUGGAAAUAACUUGUGGAAGUCACAAAUGCACAUCAGUAGAAUCAAUAGAACAGCAAGUAAUUGCCCCUGCAGGAGAAUUGCAGUGUUCUGAAGAGCCGCAAAUUAUUUUAGAGGCAGAAAAAACCCCUUCAGAUACAGUUGUAGAGGAUGCAAAUGAUCUCCAUUGUCUAGAAGCACAAGUUGUAUCGUUUAGCCAAAAUCCAGUUGAAUCUUCGUUGGAAUUACAGCAUUCAGCGGCAGUAACUGAAACUGGUCAGGGUCAAGAAUCUAUGGCAGAGAAUGUUGGUGCACAAAAUAGUGUAUUCUGUGACGCUCAUCAAGAUGAGCAAGCUACAUCCACAGAUCAUAGUCUAGUUAAGUCUGUGCUGGAAUUGCAGUGCUCUGCUGAAUCAUUAAUUGCUGCAAAUUCAGAUGGAAUGCCUGCUGAGACUGUAAUAGGAGAUCUUCACAAUGCAAGUAAUCUCUCUUAUGGAACCAUACAUGCAGAGGAGUCCAAGGAAAUUGUAGCAGAAGGGAAGACUGUAGAACCCAUUGAAAAGAUGGAUAUUGUGGAAAGUAGUAUUAUUAGUGAACAGAAGAAUGAGCCAGUUGAGUUGGAUCCUGUUGUACCAAACGCUGAAGCACAGGAGCCAGUUGAGUUGGAUCCUGUUGUACCAAACACUGAAGCACAGGCUAAGAUGGAUGACCUUCAUCCAAAACUGGAAGCAAGCUUUCAGAAUCCAGUUGGUGAAGAAUUACAGAUAUCUUCUGAAUUAAUUGCAUCUGUAAAUUAUGUAGAUGCACAAGGUGAUCUUGACACACAGCCAAGUAAAGAAAUUAUUCCAAGCAAUGCUAGCAGUCUUGUAAAACAGGACAUUUCAACCAGUUCCAAAGCACCUGAAGACCCUGGGAACAUUAAGUCACCUCAACCUGAAACUGGAGUUUGUCUUUCAGAGAAGUCUGACAGUGGGAUACUUGAGUGCAAACCUGAACAAGAAGCAGGAAAACCUGCUUCCUCAAAAAUAGUUGCCCAAGGUGCCAAUGAUUCUGAAAGUGAUGAUCGUUCCAGCGAUCAUUUGGCAAACAGGGUGCAUGAUGAUUCAACUAAGCAGCAGUCAGGUCCCAUUAAUGAAGUAAUCCAGGAUCAUUCUGGGCAUAAAGACCAUGCAGAAAUCUUCCCUGGGAAGGAGGGUGCUGUGGAGUCUAAGAGUCGGGCUUUAAAACAGGAUAGGUCACCAUUGAAGCCUCAGCAUAAACUUGAACAAGUGGAUUCAAAACCAGACCAGACUGAAAACUUCCUGCGCACAAAUAGGAAGAAAACUAAGUUGGAUGUUCAGUCCUCUGAAGCACUUAAGCAAUCUAAGUCGCAUACUACUUCAAUAACAAGUAAACGGAAGGCAAUAGACCAAGAUGAUCAACAUCUUCAUAAGGCAGUUAAGAGUUUGAAAACACAGGUUGCACAGGAUGCUAAAUUCAAAAAUGAUCAAUCACAAAAGAGAAACUUUGGUAAACCCUCUCCUGUUUCCCAGGUAGCAAAAAUGCAGACAGCAGUUACAUCACAGAUGUGCAAGACAGUGUCAACGUCUCCUUCAGGGAAUGAUAAGCUAAGGAAAGUAGUCCAGGUAUCUAAGCACGGUUCUAAUUCUGUUUCAAAACCGAGUGAGAUAUCGGUGAAACAGGGGAUACACUGUGGCCACAAAUCUGUCCCUUCAGGUAAAAUAUUUCCCCAACAGACAGAUAAUAUAAAAGAAAGAGAUAAAGGAAAACUUGUCGACUAUUCUACUGAAGAUGAUAGAGAUAAAAUGAAAGCCAGAAAAAUUGAGAAGGCUAUUCUUCCAAGACAGCGGAGGAGCAGCAAAAGCCUUUCAUUGGAUGAACCACCUUUAUUUAUCCCAGAUAAUUUGCCUGUGGUAAAAAAGGAGGAAAGUGAUGUGGACCAUUCCAGCCCUGUUGCUACCUCAGAUUUGUGGGACCCCAAAAAACUCUGUGGUUUUUGUAGAAAACCCCAUAAUAGCAGGUUCAUGGUAGGGUGUGGAAGAUGCGAUGACUGGUUUCAUGGAGACUGUGUUGGACUGACGCUUGGCCAAGCCCAGCAACUGGAGAAAGAGGACAAAGAAUAUAUUUGUUUGAAAUGUUGUGCUGUGGAAGACAAAGCUCCAUCAAUCAAUCACAGCCAUAACAAACAUAUUGUACAUAAUGACAUGGAAAAGGCAAAGUCGGAAUUAAUCCAUGAACGUCCAAACCAUUUAAAAAGUGAAAAGGUGAGCUAUUCAGAAGAUCUAAAUACUACAACUGAUGCUUCUGAUGUAAAAUCAAAUAUGGAAUUAAUUGAAAAGAUUGAACAAUUGCCAAAUGAGAAGAAACAUACAGUCAAAAUGUUAAGAAAGGCCUCUGGUAUGAAAACUGGUACUACUAACGCUAAGGAUUCAGAGGUGAAGGAUGCAAAAAAAGCACAUUUGGUGAAUGAACGCCUUACAGGACAAUUAACAGGAAUGUCACAAGCACCUGAACACAGGAAAGACAAACUGCUUAAAGACCUUGCAGCCACCCGGCUUGGUCAAGGAGAAAAACUUCCAAAACUAGACUUAAAGGAUAAACUAUCUGUGAAAAAGAAAGGAGAGAAAGGAUCAAAUAGUGCUCCACUUCCAACCAGCCCUUCUACACCUCAACCAACUGUUGAACAAAUUAGACAGAAUGUUCGCCAAUCUCUGAAGGACAUCUUAGCAAAAAGGCUCUCGGAUUCGGAUUUGAAAGUUCCAGAGGAACGAGCAACCAAGGUUGCAGCCAGGAUUGAGAGGAAGCUGUUUUCUUUUUAUGGGGACACAGAUACUAAAUACAAAAGCAAAUACAGGAGCUUGAUGUUUAAUCUCAAAGAUCCCAAAAAUCAAGUGCUGUUCAAACGAGUGUUAAAAGGUGACAUUUUACCUGAUCAUUUAAUUCGUAUGAGUCCAGAGGAACUGGCGUCCAAGGAAUUAGCCGCAUGGAGGCAGAGAGAGAAUAGACAUAUGAUUGAAAUGAUAGAAAAAGAACAAAGGGAAGUUGAAAGGCGACCAAUUACAAAAAUAACCCAUAAAGGAGAAAUUGAGAUUGAGAGUGAGACACCAAUGAAAGAACCUGAAGUGGUGGUUACAGAGGAGGCUGAACCAAAAGCUAUGGACCCAAAGCCCAUUGUAGAAAAAAUAGAAGAGGUUGAAGAAGAAACCCCAAUAGAUGCCACAGAAGAUACCACUUGUCAGCACAAAAACCAUCUUUUUGACUUAAAUUGCAAAAUUUGUACAGGUCGAAUGGCUCCACCUGUUGAGGAAUUGCCUCUGCCGAAAGUGAAAGUAGCUACAAGUGUGACAAGGCGUCAAUCAGAUGUUGAUGCCGAAUCAGCCUUUUUGGCAGAUGCUCUCUCCUCUGCUACCAGCAUCUUGUCUUUUGAUGCAAUAGUGGAAGAUACGCCAGAAUCAGCACAGCUAUCCACCUCCUCUGUGACAAGGUCAGAUGUGUAUGAUAUUACAGAAGAUGAGUCAAGGUUUCUAGCUCGACUGGAUUCUCUCUGGAAGGGAUUUAUCAAUAUGCCUAGUGUGGCUAAGUUUGUUACCAAAGCAUAUCCUGUCUCUGGCUCAUCUGAUCAUCUAACAGAGGAUUUGCCAGAUACCAUACAAGUAGGAGGGAGGAUUCCUCCUCAGAUGGUUUGGGACUAUGUGGACAAGAUAAAAGCUUCAGGAACUAAGGAGAUCUGUGUCAUACGUUUCUGUCCAGUGACUGAGGAAGAUCAGAUAAUGUACACUUCAUUGUAUGCAUACUUCAACAGCAGGCAACGAUAUGGAGUAGUAGCCAACAAUGUGAAGCAAGUUAAGGACAUGUAUCUUAUUCCACUGGGUGCCUUGGAAAAAAUUCCUUAUCGGCUUUUACCAUUUGAUGGGCCAGGUUUGGAAAUAGUUCGCAAGAAUCUUCUCCUUGGAUUGAUCAUUCGACAAAGGAUGAAGAGAUCAUUUAGUGCUUCGCCUUCUGAAGAAGUCUCUGAAUCAGAGAAGCUGCCUAGUAGUUUGCCUCAAGAAAAGAAAAGCAAAACAGAGUAUGUGGAAGAUGAAGGUGAAGAUGAAGAAGAAGAAGAAGAAGAUCAAUUCUUUAAUUCCUUCACUUCUGUCUUGCCUAAAUUUAGAAGCAAACCCAAACAGUCGUCACCUGUUGAACCUCAGAUUUUGAAAACGCCACCUUCAUCGCCAGCUGAGCCAAUUCCUAUCAUGUCCACAAAGCCACUGAGAUUUCUUCCUGGAGUUUUAGUUGGUUGGGAAAACCAAUCCACCUCCCUUGAAUUAUCAAACCGACCGCUGGACGACAUUCUUCAGAGUCUUUUGGGAGAUGCAGAUAAAGAAGCUGAACCAAAGCCUGUAUCUAGUACUGGACCUGACUCGGGAGAUACUGCGGUGACUAAAAAUGAUUCAAGUACGUCACAGCCUGAAGAAACCACUGACGAUCAAGAGAGUGCUAAAAAUAUCUUGCAUGAUCUUCCAGAGGAAAAUGAGAACACAGAUGUCAUAGAGGAUAACAAAGCUGCUGAAAUUUCAAAGGCAACUGGAUUCCUUACAACUCUCACACUUAAAGACAAGCCACCAGAUGUUUCAACUGAAGUGUUUCUUUCCAGUCUUGCAGCUCUAAAAUCACAGCCAAAUCAAAAAGAAGAGCAUGAGAAACUUCGGCAUCACUACAAAGUAAAAAAGGUGAAAAUGGAAAGCUCAAAAGAGAAAAAUGAAACGUCUGGUGGUUCUGCAACUCAACCUGUGAGCCCCAAGGUUGAAUUACCUCUACCUGAGCCCAGUACAGAUGCAGAAGAGGUAGCUCCUACACAUGAAGCUCUUGCAAACAUCUUGCAGGUUGUCAAUAUAAGCAGAGACCCAAGACAAGCAGCUGUUCGAAAGCAACAAAGUGUUUCUGCAAUAAACAAGCCUCUGGAGGAUAAUGCAGAGGAGCGGUGUUUGGAAAACAGGAAAGAUAAGUGUGAGGAUGAGAGCUUAAACAUAAAGAAUCCAGAGGAAAUUGCUAAGAAAUCCUUAGAAGAUGACCAAGGAGAAACAGCCACAAGGCAGAUUCCCGAAGAGACUAUUGAUUCUCAAAGUGAACAGUCCAGUAAACAAUUGCAGGAACCAACACCUUCUACUACAGAGACUUCUCCAUCAGUUUUUCAGAAUAUUUCAAAUCCAGUAUCAGAAACAGAGUCUACAAGUUCUUUACACAAAGGGCAAACACCUUCUGAUACAGAAAUGGUAGAAACGCACACUAUUGAGACCGUGCAGUCAAUCCGAAGGGAAAAUGUCCCGUUACCCUCUUUCCAUGGGCCACGUACAAGUACGCAUUUUGAAUUCUCUUCAAGUGCGGUACCUGCACACAACCAAACUCAGGUGUCAGCAGUGUCCACCCCAUUACCAAGUAGUGGCCCUUCAGGUAGCCCAGUACCAAGUGGAAACAUCUUCCCUCCACCAAUAUCACAACUACAUAACUUUACUCAAGUUCAAGGUCACCCUUCUGGUUUUCCAUUUCAGCGAACUUUACCUGCUGCCAAUUUUCCGCCUUCAUUCAUGCCAGUUCGGGCCCCACCACUUCCUCCGCCACCAUUUAGCCUUCAAGCUGAUCCUCAUCUGAGGUUUCAUGCUCCAGAUCUUGGUGCAGGACAUGCCUUGGGCUCAAACCACAUGAUGCCUUGGCUACCACCAAUUCCUUGUCCGCCGCAGCACCACUUGGGACUUCUGCAUCUUGCACAUGGGCAACCGAUGCCACCUUUCUCCUCUGACCGCCCAAUUGAUGUUAGCAGAUAUGUACCAGGUUCAGGAGCACCAGGUUUUCAAUCUAUCAAAGAAGACCACAGACAAGAAAGGCAUCAUGGUGAUCUUUGGGAUAGAUACAGCCAAAGAUCAGAGCAUAAUCUUAGCAAGGAACAUGGCAGUCAUCAUAGACAUAGGUUUUAUAGUGAUUAUCAUCGAAGAAAAGAUCGGCACAAAGAAAGAGAGAGGGACAAAUACUGGGAUCGAGGGUCUGAACGAGACAGGGACAAAUAUAAAGACAGAGACCGUGAUAAAGGGAGAGACAGGGAGAAGAGACGAAGUCAUGAGGACAGGCAUAGAGAUAAAGAUCGGGACCGACAUCGGGAACGUGAAAGGAGCCACGAUGGCAUGGACUCGAGAAGGGAACGAAGCAAAGAUAAAGAAAAGAGUAGAUCAGAAAAUGAAGAUCACGAUAGCGAUAAAGAGAGGGGAAAAGGAAGGAGUAAGGACAAGCACAGAGAGAAGGUUCAGGAAAGAGAAAAAGAUCUGGAACGGGAUAAACACCACAGAGAUAAAGACCAUGAUAAAAGGGACCACAGUGACAGAAGCAAAAGCAAGAAGAGAAAGAGUUCCCCAGAGGCUACUGCUAAUUAACAACUGUACAGAACCAAAAAAUGCUAAUUUGUGAACUUUGUCCUGAUAAUUUGAAGAAGUAACAAUUGGUUUACCUGUACUUGUCAACUAGGAUGCCACUUCAUGUUGCAAUGUUAUGAUGACAUGAUUCACUUGUGUGUUUCCUUAUAUAACAUACAGUAUCUACAACCAUGUCUUGCUGCUCUUAAAUACUAAUUAACAAUACAAGAAGCUGGUAGUAUAACUUUAUAAGUAAUUUUAUUACUUCUGAUUAUUAGCCAAACUGAUAGUUCUAGCAUGAGCUACUAUACAUGUCAAAUUUGAAAAGGUUGAAAUCCACAGCUUUUGCUGUUGUCCAGGUUCUUUCCUGAAAUAAUGUACGCUUUGUAGGCAAUUUGCAGUGGCGCACACUUAUGAAUAAUUAUACAAAGGUAUCAUGUUCUUAUUCAAACCAGUUGUGGUUGUACAUUUCUGAAGUUUUAUGUUGUACUUCUAUUUCAAUGUAUUAAUUUCAUUUGCAAGAGUUGGCUGUUAACUAUUGCACUGUUUUGAUGCUUAAACAGGCAAUCACUACAAUGUAAGUGUUGUAUUAAAAUUUUAGAUAAAAAAAGUGCAUUGAGAAUAAAACUAUACAUCCAUCUAUAUUUUGUAAAAUUGUCACAUUGUUGCUUUUACCUGGCUAUUAUCUUUGUUGCUUCAACAUUGUAGACUAUUGCUUGUAUACUACCUUUUCUGUUUUAUUCAUCAAUCUUUUUACUGAAGAAUCUCAGUGUAAAUAUUUUAAAUGAUGUUUUCAUUGUAAAUGAUUAUAAAAUGAAUUUUCUCCACGUA